AUGUCGAGGAAUGGCGAAGUAUCGUCAAGUCAAGGCCCAAGUCGACCAAAUAUGCCAAAACCGGAUUUGAAUUUGUUUACCACAGAAAAACGAAAAAUGUUAGAAUUACAGCUCGGUGGCCCAUCAGGCGAUGGCGCAGCAUUUACACCAUUCUGUUCCAAUCCAUCGACACAGAAAUCGAGAAUCCCACCACGUACAAUCAGAGAUGUAUUACCUGAAAAUACUAGAGAUAGGUGUAGAAUUUAUCCCACAAUGCAAUCAUCAGGCAAAUUGCAACUUUCUGCAACUGAAAUAUAUGAUUUUACAGCAGAUGACUUACAGGAUCUUGGUGAAAUAGGAAGAGGUGCAUUUGGAGCUGUAAAUAAAAUGGUCCAUAGGAAAACUAACAGAGUGAUGGCUGUAAAACGGAUUCGUUCCACGGUUGAUGAGAAAGAACAGAAACAGUUACUAAUGGAUCUAGAAGUGGUUAUGAAAAGUAAUGAAUGCCCAUACAUUGUUCAGUUUUACGGUGCACUUUUUAAGGAAGGUGACUGUUGGAUAUGUAUGGAGUUAAUGGACACAUCACUCGACAAAUUUUACAAGUUUAUUUGUGAAAGGAUGCAGACUCGAAUACCUGAAAAUAUUUUAGCCAAAAUAACUCUUGCAACAGUUAAAGCCUUAAAUUAUUUAAAAGAAAAGUUAAAAAUUAUUCAUCGGGAUGUCAAACCUUCUAACAUAUUAUUGGACAGAAGGGGAAACAUUAAGCUAUGUGAUUUUGGUAUAUCUGGUAAGCUUGUCGACUCAAUAGCGCGAACUCGCGACGCCGGUUGUAGACCAUAUAUGGCACCAGAACGGAUUGAUCCUGGACGUGCACGAGGUUACGACGUACGUUCUGAUGUUUGGUCUCUUGGAAUAACUUUAAUGGAAGUGGCUACUGGUGCAUUUCCAUAUCCCCGAUGGGGUUCCGUCUUCGAGCAACUUCAGCAAGUCGUGCAAGGCGAUCCGCCACGGCUUACCAAUAAGAAUAAUAUAUUCUCUAAUAACUUCGUUCAUUUUGUCAAUACUUGCCUUAUUAAGGAAGAAACACAGCGACCAAAAUACAACAGACUACUGGAACAUCCAUUUAUCAAAGGAAUAGACCAAAGUCGAGCUGAUGUAGCUGCUUACGUAUGUGAAGUACUUGACGCAAUGGAGAGAAAUGGUGUCAGCCCCUUCACUACUGACCAACCAGCUCAAGCUUGGAUUGAU
This is a messenger RNA of Iphiclides podalirius (scarce swallowtail), 1227 nucleotides long. NCBI's taxonomy places the organism in Eukaryota, Metazoa, Arthropoda, Insecta, Lepidoptera, Papilionidae. The record is from the annotation of a GenBank genome assembly.